Molecule: messenger RNA, 801 nt
Organism: Penicillium lagena
Lineage: Eukaryota; Fungi; Ascomycota; Eurotiomycetes; Eurotiales; Aspergillaceae
Product: phosphoglycerate mutase family protein
Exons: 4
Coding region: 1-801 (266 amino acids)
Biological process (GO): ribose phosphate biosynthetic process
Molecular function (GO): sedoheptulose-bisphosphatase activity
Source: RefSeq, a predicted model, not a curated record
AUGCUAUCCGCCUCCGCACGCGUGUUCCUCAUCCGUCACGGAGAGACUGACUGGACCGUCGGCGGGAAACACACCAGCACCACUGAUGUCCCGCUGUCUAAGGCUGGAGAGCACGAUGCUGAGACUCUGAAGGAGUUGGUUGUUGGUGAGGGGAAGUUGAUUGAUCCGAAGACCGUGGCGAAGAUCUACUGCUCUCCUCGCUCCUCAGCCCGGCGCACAGUCGAGAUCCUAGGCCUGGGCGUCCACAACCACCAGGACUUUUUCAACCGCGAGACCAAGUCAACAAGCACCGUUACGUCCCAGUCAAAGACCGAGAGCGUGGACCCGAACAUUCAGCUUACAGCGUGGCUCAAAGAAUGGAAUUAUGGCGAGUACGAGGGCAAGACGCUGACGGAGAUUAAUGGUCUGCGCAAGAAGCAGGGCAUGUCCGAGGAGAGUGCCCCGUGGAAUAUUUGGACUGAUGGGUGCCCCAGAGGAGAGUCCCCCCAAAGCAUCGCCGAACGCCUCGACGAGCUCAUCGUAGAAAUCCGAUCCGUGAUCGCUGGCGAAUCAUCCAGCUGGCCGAGCGGCAAGGUCGCCGGUUCGCGGAGCCGCCUGAAGCAGGAUAUCGUCUGCGUGGCGCAUGGGCAUGUGCUCUCGGCAUUGGCGCUGAGGUGGGUUGGGGCGCCGUUGAGCCAGGGGGUGAUGAGGUUGAUUUUUGAGUCGGGGGGUGUUGCUGUCCUAGGAUUCGAGGAGGAUAAUUUGAACAAACCGGCCAUUGUGCUUGGGAGGAGGCCGGGACGAUCGGAUCGGACGCUGUAG